AUGGCAGACGAAAAUAAUUUGUAUCGGGUCCUUGGAGGACUCUAUAUUUCCUCAAUACAGCCGUUGUUAAAUAAUGUUGAUCUCAAAAAUCUGUAUGGAAUAGAGAGUAUAGUGAGCGUUCAAAAGGAGCCGAUCCCAGAAACAUACAAGAAUUACACAAGAUUGCAAGUGCCAGUGGAUGACCUGGAUACUGAAAAUUUAUUCAUUUACUUUCAAAGGGUGAACGAUUUUAUAGAUAAAAGAUUGAAAGGAUCCCCAGAAGGAAAUAAGGGAAAGGUACUUGUUCAUUGUAAUGCUGGAAGGUCCAGAUCUGUCAGUUUUGUCAUCGCCUUUUUAAUGAAGAAAUACCACCUCAAUUAUAAACAGGCUCGAUAUGCUGUUCAAAGGAAAUAUCCGGAGGGUGUGAUAAUUGAACCAAAUUCGGGCUUUUCAAAGCAAUUACAACUUUAUUACAAUUGUGGCUGUUGUGAUGAUGUGAGAGAACUCGAUGCCAGAUACCCGCAGUAUCGAGCCUUCAAGAUGAGUUUAUUACAAAUAACGGAUAUGAAUAAUGACUCCGCCUAUCGAGACAUAGUGAAUAAUGGUACAGCAAACGUACCAUCCACGAAAAAUGAGGAAAAUAAGGAUCUCAAACCAAAGUACGUCUUUAGGUGUAAGAAAUGUGGUCAAGUGUUGGCAAAUUCCGCUGUUUUUAUACCGCAUACUGUGCCAACAGAUGAUCAUGACAAGCAGAAGUACUUCUAUAAAACCACCUUUUGGACCAAGGAGGUCUAUAAGGUUGAAAAAGCCAGUUCCGAAUGUACUCAUUAUUUCUUCGAACCCUUAAAUUGGAUGAAGCCUGAAUUGAGCAAGGGAGAACUUGAGGGUCGUUUCGACUGUUUUAAAUGCGGCUCGAAGGUGGGUGGAUAUCAUUGGCAAGGAUCCAGGUGUAGUUGCGGAAGGUGGAUGGUCCCAGCAAUACAUCUCCUAAAAGCUAAAGUUGAUGAGCUUGCCUCUUCAACACCGUGA
Messenger RNA from Brettanomyces bruxellensis, 1008 nucleotides. RefSeq lists its product as uncharacterized. Gene Ontology annotation, biological process: protein dephosphorylation. Gene Ontology annotation, cellular component: nucleus. Bases 1 to 1008 code for a protein of 335 amino acids. Gene Ontology annotation, molecular function: protein tyrosine/serine/threonine phosphatase activity. The transcript has a single exon. The record is from RefSeq and is a predicted model, not a curated record. Lineage: Eukaryota; Fungi; Ascomycota; Pichiomycetes; Pichiales; Pichiaceae.